UCAACCAUAUUUUUUAGAAUCUUUCAAAAUUAACACAAACAAAGGAAAAAAGUGUAAACUUGAAUUGAAACAACAAGAAAUUGGAGAAAGAAAAGGAAAUUGGCAAAUAUAGGGUUAGCAAUUUGAAAAAGAUAAAGAACUUCAAGAAAUUGGAGCUAGAGUAGGUCCCUACCGCUGCCGCCACCUGCCUUCGUAGAACGCCGGCGAGUCGUCCAUGGCCGCCGUCUGCAUCUCCGCCGGUGGGUCGCGUUAAUAGCAGCGGCAAGAGCUGCUGCUCUGUUGUUUAAGUAUGAUUCCCCCUUGUGUUUUCCCCCCUUGUGCUUUCCCCCUCCUUCAUGUGUGUCGAUUCUCUUAAAUUUAUAGCAAAGAAGAGCUAAAUUCUUCCCGUUGAUAAUUGAGGAGGAGACGUUGCAGGAAUUGGUCGCCGGUUUAACGCUAAGAAGAUGAAGUUUCUGGAUCAGAUUCACUUUCAAGUUUCAAGACAAACACUAGGGUUUUGGCUUCAAACAUUGGAGCUCCUCCUCAUGGCGGCAACCGUAAGAGGUCUUCCGCUCCGUUUACAACGGUGUCCAGCCAAUUUCGUUCCGGGUACUUCUUUCUCCAGUUCCCAUGGGCAAACCAAAAAUUCAGACAUCCUGAAUCAUAUCAAGAAGAAACUAGCUGAUUCGCCAAGCUGUUCUGCCCCUCCGUCGCCACGUGUUUCUCCGCCAAUUACUUCAUUUCGGGAGAUUUACGAUCGGAGUUUAGCCCCCAAGGAAAAAGAAUCCAGGCCCGAUGGCGCAAAGCCUGUCACCUACAAGCUUGGCUUGGACAGUAUUACCAAGAACUUGAAUCGGCUCAGAGAAAGUAGUCAAGGUGCUGCUCAGGGGAAAAACCAUAAUCAGUUUUCACUUUCUACAUUAAGGGGCAAUUUAGGGCUGAGGCUUGGUGAUCAGAGCACAGCAGAAAAGGGGGUACCAAUUGGUAGCCACAAGUUUCCAACCUCUGUAGGUGACAAGGGUAGCAAUGAUUUGAAAGGUGGGUAUGACAGAGGAGCUGUGGAAGAGUCAUUUGAGCUCCCGUAUGAUCACAAUGAGCUGGGGCAGAAAUUGAUAAAAUUGAGGCCGGAUCACUUGGGAAACAAGAAUUGGUUUUCAUUACAAGAAUUGAAUGAUAGAUUACUGAAAGUUAGGGAGAUCGCCAAGGAAGAGUACAAGGCUAAAAACACUGGAGAGUUAGCGAUGCUGAGGAGUAACUUGAAGUCAAUAGAAAAAAUUGGAACUGCUGCUAAGAAUGAGAUCAGCCACUAUGGGGCUGUGGAUAUGACACGCCUAUUUGGAGAAAAGUCAGAAUACUUAUCACAUCCUCCCAAGGAGCACUUAGUUGAAAAGAGAAAAUGAAGUUGGAGCUAAAGAAAGUCAGAGAUGAAUUUAAAAUGUCAGAGUCCGAUUGUGGCUCUGCUCGUGUUCAGGUAGCUCAACUCACCACCAAAAUCAAACACCUAUCAGGUGUUCUGCAUAAAAAGGAUAAACAUUCUCGAAAAGGACUUCAAGCAAUGGUCGAGAAGAGGAAGAAGAUGUUGAAGUAUCUCCGGAGGACUGACUGGGACUCGUACUGUCUCGUGCUAUCUAAGCUUGGCCUCCCUGAAAAAGAUUACUACAAGGAGUAAACUGCCACAUGCUCAACUCUUUGCAAGCUCGGGUUGGAAUCGAAGCCUUUUUUUUGUGAAUUGUGGCUGUCACUUAUUUUCCUACCCCCCACAGGUUCCCUAAAUUUUUUUUUCUAACCUUGCUUGAAUGCACUUUUGCAAAAAUAAAUUUUUUAGAAGUACACUUUAUGGCUAUGUAAUGUAGUUUCUUGUUUGGUUUUUGUUCAUUUUAAAGAUCUGAUAGUGGUGUACUGUUUUAUAUGACAUAGUUUCCACUAUCAAUCAAGUUUCCUUAGGAUACUAAGAACGUUUGAAUGCGGAAAGACUAAUGCGUUUUAAGUUUGAAUUUGCCUUUAGAAAUUUUUUGUUGGGAAAUGAAAUGUGAUUUUUUCCCUUUUAACAUAUAGUCCCACUCUCUUAAAAUUAAUUUCUCAGUGUGACUUUUGUAGUCUAACUUUGUAAACUUUGACCUGGUACCUGAACUUCAAAUCCUUUCACAAAAAUCCCUGAACUUACACAAUCCUUUCACUAAUGAGCCAUUAGCCCGUUUCUAGGUUAACUUCCGGUCAUUAGGGCCAAAUUCGAAUUUUAUAUAUUUUAAAAUUUUCAAUUUGACCCCAUUUCUUCUUUUCUNCUCCCUAUGUUCCACAAAACCUUUCCGGUUUUGAUUUUGGGGAAAAAUAAAGAAAAUGUAAUUUUGAUUAACUUUCCAAUUUUACCCCUGAUGUGAUGAGAAAAAGUAGGGUAAAUUUCACAAAUGGUACCUGAACUUUAGCUGGAAUUUCGAAGUGGUACCUGAACUUCAAAUCCUUUCACAAAAAUCCCUGAACUUACACAAUCCUUUCACUAAUGAGCCAUUAGCCCGUUUCUAGGUUAACUUCCGGUCAUUAGGGCCAAAUUCGAAUUUUAUAUAUUUUAAAAUUUUCAAUUUGACCCCAUUUCUUCUUUUCUAUUCUUCCACGCCCCGCCGCCGCGGCCCGCUGGUCAAAGUCGCCGGAAAAUGAACUUUUUCCGAUUCC
This is a messenger RNA of Cuscuta campestris, 2646 nucleotides long. NCBI's taxonomy places the organism in Eukaryota, Viridiplantae, Streptophyta, Magnoliopsida, Solanales, Convolvulaceae. The record is from the annotation of a GenBank genome assembly.